AUGCCGCGUCAAACGCUAGCUCGCAACGCAAGGCGCAAUGCUGACAAGCCUGGUCCUGGCGAUGUACAGCGCAAGAUCAAGCUCAUCACUGAGCAGAAUAUCAUCGACAAGCCUGCCAUGCAGGAGGGCUUUCCUAUGCGAAAGUGGAAUGUCGAGAUCUUCCUUCUAGACCAGCAGGGCAAGCAGCACAAGGCGGACUGUUUCCAGAAGGUUGUCUACAACCUGCAUCCUUCCUUCGAGAACCCCGUCCAGACUUUCACCGAGGCACCAUUCAAGUGUGAGAAUGAGGGAUGGGGUGAGUUCGAGAUGGUCAUCGACCUGUACUACACGGACAAGAGCGGAAAGAUCUCUGUCCCGCACGACCUCAACUUCCAGAAGAACCGCUACGAGCACAUCCGGGAUGUGACCUUCAAGAACCCCAGCCAGGCGCUCCAGAACCUUCUUCGCGACACUGGCCCUCUUCCUUCGGACGACGACCGCAAACGUAAGGCGGACGGUGUGUCCAAGAAGGCGAAGAAGUCGUUCGACGUGGAGAAGAUGGCAGACGCGUUGGUCCGGCUUGAGGAGGACGACCUGCUCCAUGUCAUUCAGAUGAUCCACGACCACAAGACGGACGACACCUACAUCCAGAAUAACGUCGAUGCGGGCGAGUUCUCUGUCGACCUGUUCACCAUCCCUGACAACCUCGGGAAGAUGAUCUGGGACUACCUGGUCAAGCAGAAGGUCAUUGAGGUUUAA
This is a messenger RNA of Diaporthe citri, 738 nucleotides long. RefSeq lists its product as uncharacterized. Gene Ontology annotation, cellular component: Swr1 complex; NuA4 histone acetyltransferase complex. Gene Ontology annotation, biological process: chromatin remodeling; regulation of transcription by RNA polymerase II. Gene Ontology annotation, molecular function: histone binding. Lineage: Eukaryota; Fungi; Ascomycota; Sordariomycetes; Diaporthales; Diaporthaceae. The record is from RefSeq and is a predicted model, not a curated record. The coding region runs from base 1 to 738 and encodes 245 amino acids. The transcript has 5 exons.